AUGGCGCAGCCGCCGGCUCGGCAGCAAGGGGAGCGCAGGGGCCACCUCAAUCCCGGCAGCCACCAAAGGGUCCUCAUGAAAACGGGCCUCAUCCUCCUCAUCAUUGGGCACCUCAACUUCAUCACCGGCGCCCUCGUCCAUGGCACCGUCCUCCGCUUCGUGGUUGACCCCCGGGACGCCAUCUCCCUGCAGUAUGCCAUCGCCAAUGCCACCUCCGUCAUCUCCGCGCUGCUGACCAUCUCCUGUGGAAUAGCUGCCCUCAUGCUGUCCCGCUACCUUGCCCCCGCCGCCCUCAAAUGGGCGGUUUUCACCCUGAGCGCCAGCAGCAGCCUGGGCUGCCUGUCCUGCCUGCUGGGGCUGGCCGUCUCCAUCGGGCUGACGCUGGGCAGUCAGGGCCGGGUGCUGCUGGCCCCCUGCACCUUUGCCAACGUCGCCCUCGCCCCGGUCUCCCGCGAGUGCCCCUUCGAUCCCACCCGUGUCUAUAGCUCCACGCUGACCCUCUGGGCCAUCUCCCUCCUGCUCGACUCGAUGGAGAUCGUCUUCAGCAUCCGCUGCCUCCUGCUCACCAUCGACCUCCUCCACAUUGGCUGCUGCUGCCGCAGGGCGCACCGGAGGGAGGUCUCCUUGCAGGCAGCCGCCGUGGAGAGCCCCGACCCUGGGCAGUGCCUGGGCUUGCUGAGGCUGGACAGUGUGGAAACCGCCCAGCUCUGA
Molecule: messenger RNA, 711 nt
Organism: Aptenodytes forsteri (emperor penguin)
Lineage: Eukaryota; Metazoa; Chordata; Aves; Sphenisciformes; Spheniscidae
Gene: TMEM54
Product: transmembrane protein 54
Exons: 6
Coding region: 1-711 (236 amino acids)
Source: RefSeq, a predicted model, not a curated record